Molecule: messenger RNA, 1781 nt
Organism: Terrapene triunguis (Three-toed box turtle)
Lineage: Eukaryota; Metazoa; Chordata; Testudines; Emydidae
Gene: MADCAM1
Product: mucosal vascular addressin cell adhesion molecule 1
Exons: 5
Coding region: 59-1129 (356 amino acids)
Biological process (GO): positive regulation of lymphocyte migration; heterotypic cell-cell adhesion; leukocyte tethering or rolling
Cellular component (GO): membrane
Molecular function (GO): integrin binding involved in cell-matrix adhesion
Source: RefSeq, a predicted model, not a curated record
AUCCCUGUCACAGAGAAGAGAUUAGCUGGAGUGAAAACAUUUCCCUGUAGCCACAGCAAUGGAGCCAACUCCUCUCCUCCUGCUCCUCAGCCUGGGCUGGACUUGCAGCGGCCGGCUGACCGUGCUGCCCCAGGAACCGCUAGUCCAGAUUGGAGGAUCCAUUCAGUUGAACUGCUCCUUGGACUGUCCGGAUGGGACGCCCCAGUGGAAGGGGCUGGACACCAACCUGGGGAACAUCAUCUCCACCCCCACCUAUAGCCUCCUGCUCAUCACCAAUGCUGCCGUAGCCAUGGAGGGCACGAAGUUCUGCGUGGGGAACUGCCAAGGGAAGUCCCACCAGGGGUCGACCAACCUGCAAGUGUACUCUGGUAUCCUGACACUGACCAAGGCAGAAUGUUUAGAGGAAGAACUGACUUCUGCAGCGAGCCCCACCGCAGAACUGACUUCUGCAGAGAGCCCCACCACAGAGUUCAUUGUCACAUCGCACAAGCCCAGUGCCAAAGCCACCUCUGUCCACUGGCUGGUGACCACAGAGACCCUCGCCACCGAGUCCAGGGCUGCCUCACAGCACCCCAGUGCAGGCACAGUCACAACAGACUGGAGCCCCAGCAGUGCCUCGAGUUCUGCUACAGAGAACCCCACCACAGGGGAUGUGGCUAGCACAGAGAACCCUCUGACCAAGAAAGCCACUAGUGACAGGAGCCCCAGAACAGAGUCUGUCUGCAACCUUCAGAUCAGGCCUGUCCCUCCUAAAGGGACCACCGGGGAAGCCCUGAAGAUCAUAUGCGAGGCAGAGUGCGGUGAGAAUGUUACCAUCAGGUGGCUGAAAACCCCUGUGGUGCUCUCUCAGUACCAGGAGGAGGCGUCUGAGGGCAAAUCCACCCUGACUGUUGACCGUGUAGGUCUCGACCACCAAGGGAUCUAUGAGUGCAUCAUGCUGAGCAGGAGACUCCAGGUGGCGAGACUCCACAUCGCUGUGUCUGCUGCUAUCUUCAGCACCGACUCCGCCAUCGUGGUCGGGACGGCAAGCUCUCUCCUGGGCCUGAUAGUGACAGCAUUUGCGUCACAUCGCCUGUGGCGACGACUCCACCCACCGGGCAUGAAGAGCCCUAAGGGGAACAGCGUUUAGGUGCCUGUGGCCCCAUCGUGACUCGUUUUGAACAUUCAUCCUCUUUCCACUGACCAGCUUGCCCGUUGUUCUGGAAAGCUUGGUAUUCGAGCCAGCCAGGCCCCUCGGACUGCACCUGGCCAGAGACGGGAGUGGAGGAGCUGCCUGAUGCUUGGGCCGCUGCUGGGAGAGCUGGGUAAAUGGUCAAGCUGGAAGCUGCCCAGCAGAGCUGAGCAGACCUUUGGGUUGACCAGUCUCUUUCCUUUCCUCCACUUCACUCCUUAGCAUCAUGGUUUCCUCUGGUUUCAAGUGCAGUGGGAGCAUUUUGCUCCAAAGUCCAGGCAGGUGCUGAGACUUGGAUCCUACAGACACACCUGUGGGACUCAGACAAGAGCUUCCCAAUGGAGAUGAACAGGUCACAGGUGUCAGGGUACGGCAGUUUCUAAACCAGACCAAUGGAUUUUCCCUUCACGGUAUAUUGAAAACUCUCUCCUUGCUUGAGGCUUCCGGCUGAGGAGAUGCCAGUAAUAUUUCCUGUAGGAGUGGUUUGAAAUCCCUGAUCCUUUCUGGAUUCGCCACGGUUGUUUUCAUGGUGGCUUAUUUCAGAACUCUCUGGGGUCAUGGUUGCUCCUGUUUUUGUUCCCAAGUAUGUUGGGUAUUUCCAGUGCGGGUG